GGUGUGAAGCCGCGCGUUUCCCGAGUCUCCCGCCGGGAUACGAAUUUCCCGCGGCGCGCUGCCCGCGGGAGAGCGGAAGGUGGACUUUGUCACGUGCACGAGAGGACGAGGAUUCGUAUCGGCCGGCCGCGAGAUAAACGCGGGAUUCCGAGAAGUGCGCGAGGCGAUAAAAAAUACCCGCGCCGGGUAGUCGCCGGUGGAUUUUCGGCGCGCCAGGCGCGCCUCUUCGACUCUUCGCACCGAGGGAUCCGAGGAGAUGAGCGGAUCGGCAGCAUAACUUGUCGCAACGCAACAGCAGCUUGGAUCUCCCCGAGAACGACACUCGCCGGAAAUAUCCUCCGCCGAAGACGACUGAUCGGCCGCUGGAUCGAUGCUGGAUCCACGCGCUUUGUCGCAGGUACCCGAGGUGACAGGAUAAUACGGCAAGGAGGGUCCCUCGAAAUCCGCCGCGCUAUUGAGCCCUCAAGGUGUCCUCCCGCCCGGAGACCUCGUCUUCGCGCGAAAGCGCACCGCGAGCGUCGAAUCGCAAAAACACGACGGCCGACGAGCAGACCGCCUGUCGGCGGCCGCUCGUCACGCCUUGACGUACUCGCUCGACCCGGAGGUGGCGGCUUCUUCACGUUGAGGGAGGACAACGAGGCGAUCACAAAGCGACGCCCCGGAGCGUCGAUGUUACUAAUCGAGAGUGCGUGUGUAAUGGCUACGAGCGAGGAUGCGAGAGCGCGCGAAUAAAAGGAGCCGCUGUGACCGCGGAGGAGCGGCCGAUUAACUCGGCGACGGAGCCGAUCCGGAGCCGUUUUCCCCGAGAGAGAGAGAGAGAGAGAGAGAGAGGUGUGCAACAUCGCGACGACCAGUCAGCUCGCCGGCGGUUCAACAACGACUCGUCCCCCGAUAACGAGGACCUUGGCGAGGCGCGACACGAGGCGGCAUGCGAUCUCGCGCCGACGAGGCGGCCGAUUGACUCAACUCAGGGUGACUGCAGCUCUCUCGGCUGCGCGUGAGGCCCCCCGCGGGCGACUUCCAGCACGAGCAGCUCGGCCGGACGGGUCGAGCCGGAAACGCCGGCAAAAUUGAGUACCUCGGCAACAGCAGCAUGUACGGCGGCGGUGGCGCGGGCUACGGGCCCGACCCGGGCCCGGAACCGGGCCCUUCGCACUACGCGUCCCCCUCCGCCACGGUGGGCUACCAGUUGGCCCUACCGCCGCCGCCGCCGCCGCCGCCACCCCCGCCUGUCUGCCCCGCCAGCGGAAGUCAACUCCUGUCUUACGGCCCCGACUUAUCGCCUCAUCAUAUCCAGCAGGCCCACGCGGAGACCCAACAGCCCAAGAGGCGAAGAUCCGACGAGGACGAUCCGAGUGGUUGUAAAUACAGGAGACUGGAUGACGACAACGUGCAGGACAAGGAGAGGUUUGCCAGCAGGGAGAAUCAUUGCGAGAUCGAGCGGCGGCGGCGGAACAAGAUGACCGCCUACAUCACCGAGCUCUCCGACAUGGUGCCGACCUGCUCAGCAUUGGCCCGGAAACCCGACAAGCUCACCAUCCUGCGGAUGGCGGUGGCGCACAUGAAGGCACUCAGAGGUACCGGAAAUACCGCAACAGACAACGCCUACAAGCCGUCUUUCCUCACGGAUCAGGAGCUGAAACAUUUGAUCCUUGAGGCAGCCGACGGCUUCCUAUUCGUCGUAAGUUGCGACACCGGCAGGAUCAUCUACGUGUCGGACUCGGUCGCGCCAGUGUUGAACUACACUCAGAGCGACUGGUACGGCACUAGCCUCUACUCCCAAGUUCACCCGGACGACACCGAGAAGGUGCGCGAGCAGUUGAGCGCUGCCGAGCCCCAACACGGUGGCCGGGUGUUGGACCUCAAGACGGGGACAGUGAAGAAAGAAGGCCAAUGUAAGUUUAAAAUGGUGAAGGCGACGAGAUUUGAACCUUCGAUGCGACUGUGCAUGGGCUCGAGACGGGGCUUCAUCUGUCGCAUGAAAGUCGGCAACCUUCAGACCACGGGAGACAUGGCGGCCGCGCAUGGCCUCCAUCGUAUGAAGCAGAGGAACUCGUUGGGCCCGCCAGCACGGGACGGUCAAAAUUACGCGGUAGUGCACUGCACCGGCUACAUCAAGAACUGGCCACCCACCGGUGAUUUUGUUCCCCCAUGUGUACCAGGUGUGGGUCUAGGUGACAGAGGGGGCGUUCAAGCUGGACCAGACAGCGUCACGGAUGAGAAUGCCUCCACGCAUUGCUGCCUUGUCGCCAUUGGGCGAUUACAGGUCACUAGCACACCAAAUAAUAGCGACUUAACAGGUUCCAAUAGCAAUAGCGAAUUUAUAUCACGUCACUCUGCGGAAGGCAAGUUUACUUUCGUGGACCAAAGAGUCGGUGGGAUUUUGGGUUACACUCCAUCGGAGCUCUUGGGUCACCCAUGCUACGAUUUCUUUCAUCCGGAGGAUCUGGCGCAUAUGCGGGAGAGCUUCGAGCAAGUGUUGAAACUGAAGGGACAAGUCGUAUCUGCAAUGUACAGAUUUCGAGCCAAGAACCGCGACUGGGUAUGGCUGAGGACGUCGGCAUUCGCGUUUCUAAAUCCGUUCAACGAGGACAUCGAAUAUAUCGUUUGCACCAACACGCACACGAAGCCAGGGUAUCACCCCAGCAGCGACGGACAGCAAACAGAGAACGAAGCAGUACCUGCAUACCCACAACCUGGUCUGGAUUACUCUCUUCAGAGACACCCCGCCAGGGAUCCAUUGUACUCUGCGCAUCACAUGAUGCAGCACCCGGCGACCGUAGCUACAGCCAGUCCACAACAACCGAGGCCGUCCAGUACACAGAAUGUAUACCAGAGCUAUGAGACGACGCACUCGCCGAUAGCUUAUGGCUCACCCGGACAGCAGAGCGCGUCCUCGUCGGUCCUAAGUAGGAUUCAAAAGCCGGCUAAUACAUCCCCGACCCCGGUGCAGCAAGCGUGGGCGAUCGGUAGACAGCAACCCGUGACAGAGGGUUACCAGUAUAGUCAAUUAAGUCCAUCGAGGUCACCGAGCGGGCCGACAUACACGCAGCUCAGUAGCGGCGCUAGGACACCAGCUACUCAACAAUAUCACGCAGUCACAACAGUGCCUAAUAACCCUGGUAUGUGGGGCUGGCAGAGCCAACAGCAUCAGACACCGCAGCCCGACGGGCAGGCCGGCGCUCAGGUGGCCGCGCAAGCGCAACCGCCGCACCCGGGACAGGCUGGGCCCGGCACGCAGCCGCAGGAAUUGUCCGAUAUGUUGCAGAUGCUGCAAGAUCAAGGUGGUUCGUCUGGGUUCGAGGAACUCAAUAUGUUUACGAGUACUUUCGAGUAGCAAUGGAACAAGCACUGCGUCGGAAAGCAAUUUCCAUUCUAAAGGAACUCGCCGCUUUCCCCGACCGUUUGUUACUUGUUCGUUACCACUUGAAGUUGGCCCCGCACUUCCGCAGUGUUGUACCUUUAACUAUUAACGCACGAACCCCAGUUCAGUAGAUCCAAGUGCACUCCGCGGUAUCAUGUUAGAGAUUAUUUGAUGCUUUGGAGUGCGGGCGACGAUUUUUCUUUUUUUCAUAUUUUUUUAAAUGCGCUGUGAUGUUAUUCAACUGACCACCCGCUUUCUCACUUUCAAGACUUAAUGACACAGAAACAUUAUUGACGCAAGAAUAUGUAGAUUCAUCUUUUGAAGGUAUUGAUCUACAAUACAAGCGGGAUAAGUGGCAAAUCGCCGCUCGUGAUGAGAUUGUAACAUAACCGUGACGAAUACAAUAUUGAAGAAAGUCGUUCGCGAUAAUUGGGUAUCUGCUCACUAAUGACUCCCGCAUUUGUUCCAACGAUAGCAAUAAAGAAUCCGUUUACCCAGCAUCUUUCUAAAAUUGCGAACAUCUAAUCGGGAUUCAGAGUCGUUCGACAGCCAAAAUCCUACAAUGGCAAAUUUUCGGACAUACGCGGCCUCGCGGCGGUCAUCUCGAAGUUAGUAUGAGCCGGCGGAAUCCAAAAUAAUAACAUGUAAAAACCAAUUGGCGCGAUAGGUAUGUGACGCACAUCAGCGGAGCAGUGGAGCCAUGAUUACUGUUGGAUCUUUAAUCCAACAUUUAUGAUGGUUGGUACAUAUACAGUACUGGAUGAAAUAUAAAACACGCACCUCGAACCUUUUCACGUCUACGUGGAUAAUUCGGUAGUCUUGAAAGAUAGAAUAAUUAUGUACUCGGGGACAAAAGGGUUUCUUAGUCUGCUUUUAAGUUUUAAGUGAAAAACUUCAGAAACAUUAAAAACUCAAGAUAAACAUAAUAAUUAAUGUAAUAGACUCGACCAUCAAAGAGUUUUUAAUGUUUUCCGAAUUUCUCCACUUGAAAUUUAAAAGUUGACUAAGAAACCUGCCGGAUUAUUCACUCAAACGUGAAAAUGUUCGAGAUGCGUACUUUAUGUUGUCCAGUACUGCAGUACAUGUAAUUUUUGAAAAGAAUGACAUACCAAGAAGUGUUUCUUUUUCAUUAAACAACAUGGUUUAUGUAUUAUCCGACGAGACAACAUUUCUAUCAAAUCCCACACAUAAGUGUGCAUUGAUUAGCAUAAAUUGCAUUGAUAUAAAUUUUAGGGGUGCUAUUCAGAGACAACGUGUGAAACCGUAAUAAUCUUCGUGAAUAUGGUCUAGCCUGUUCAUGGAUUAACGAUAAGGUUAUGUUAUUCAGAAACAUUUUCAGAAAUUCAGAAAUGGUUUAAAUUCGGACUGUGAAAAUUAAACCCUUCGGGCGGUAUUUAUAGCCUUAAAUUCAUCUUCAGACACUUCGUAGCCAGUGAAAUGUAAUCAUCAGGGAAUUGUCAAAGCGUGACUUUUGAGGUUCGUGUCUACAUUUUGAGACUCCUUUUUUUUAAUUUGUGACAAUGAAAUUAUCAAUGAAUACAUCAAAUAAAAUGAAGCGAAGUAGGAAGGCUAAUUGAAGCACAGAGGAGAAAAGUUCCCUGGCGGAUUCGAUAUUAAAAAGAAAGAUUGUUAACAUUGAAUAAGAUAUACAGAUGCGAAUAGAACCAAACAAGAAUAUUAGCAGGAGAUUCACCUGUAGCAGUUGAAGGUUAAACCAACCUUUUAGACUGACUCUACAGGCAGUUUAAA
This is a messenger RNA of Harpegnathos saltator (Jerdon's jumping ant), 5113 nucleotides long. It is a transcript of the gene tgo, whose product is annotated as Aryl hydrocarbon receptor nuclear translocator homolog tgo. Gene Ontology annotation, biological process: regulation of DNA-templated transcription. The transcript is spliced from 12 exons. Bases 1094 to 3337 code for a protein of 747 amino acids. Gene Ontology annotation, molecular function: protein dimerization activity; DNA-binding transcription factor activity. The record is from RefSeq and is a predicted model, not a curated record. NCBI's taxonomy places the organism in Eukaryota, Metazoa, Arthropoda, Insecta, Hymenoptera, Formicidae. Gene Ontology annotation, cellular component: transcription regulator complex; nucleus; cytoplasm.